Messenger RNA from Penicillium daleae, 594 nucleotides. Its product is annotated as Rab family GTPase YPT1. The annotation marks the transcript as partial. The record is from RefSeq and is a predicted model, not a curated record. NCBI's taxonomy places the organism in Eukaryota, Fungi, Ascomycota, Eurotiomycetes, Eurotiales, Aspergillaceae. Gene Ontology annotation, molecular function: GTPase activity; GTP binding. The transcript has 4 exons.
UACGAUUAUCUCUUCAAGCUCCUCCUCAUCGGAGACUCCGGUGUUGGAAAGUCUUGCUUGCUGCUUCGAUUUGCCGACGACACCUACACCGAAAGCUACAUCUCGACUAUUGGUGUUGACUUCAAAAUCCGGACUAUCGAGCUCGAUGGCAAGACCGUGAAACUUCAGAUCUGGGACACUGCCGGCCAGGAACGCUUCCGUACCAUCACCUCCUCCUACUACCGUGGUGCCCACGGUAUCUGCGUUGUUUAUGAUGUGACCGACAUGGACUCCUUCAACAACGUCAAGCAGUGGCUUCAGGAGAUUGACCGAUAUGCCACCGAGGGUGUCAACAAGCUGCUCGUCGGCAACAAGAGCGAUAUGGAGGACAAGAAGGUCGUGGAGUACACUGUGGCGAAGGAGUUUGCCGACAGCCUCGGAAUUCCUUUCCUCGAGACCUCUGCCAAGAACGCAUCCAACGUCGAGCAGGCAUUCUUGACGAUGGCCCGACAGAUCAAGGAGCGCAUGGGAACGGCCACUGUCAACAACAAGCCCACCGUGCAAGUUGGCCAGGGCCAGGGCGUCCAGUCUGGAUCCGCAGGCGGCUGCUGCUAG